ACUUGGACAGUAAUCGCGACAUCGUGCGGUCGAGCAGUGCCGAUAUGUUCCUUAAAAUGGUGUUACAUGUCCAAUCGGAUCAGCGAACGGCGGCACCUUAUCGCGCGCGGGCGGCUUUAGCGGGGCUAGAAAAAAAAAAGAGAACGCUUCGGCACAUGCACGGCUAUCACGAAACGCUAAUUAAUUGCGGUGCAAGCCCACCAGCUUCGAGACUGCUUUGCAUUUUGCGUGCAGGCCCUCGUAAAACUACAUGCCUGUCAGCCCCGGCGAAUUUCAAGAUGAUUUAUCGUCCUCGCAAAACUAAGUUUUUCGCGGUACUUCGUGGCUUCUCGGCGGUUCCGAAAGGCACGGCCGACGCUUACAACAUGCAACUGUGGUCGCCGUGGGCACGAUCCGUAAAGUUGACGUUUCUGAUCGACUGCUAUUUUAUAUCCUCACCAUCUCAGCCAGGACUGACUUUGAAAUAUGUUUCCUUCAAUCUUUCGACGUGGGAUUUUCGGUCGGCACACGUUUCACGGUGACCCGCAUACGCUAUAAUUGCAGGGAAAUUAAGUGCCGGCUUUUACGUGACGGCGUUUAAUACGUACGGUCGAACCUAUAUUGUCACGCAAAUAAUCAUGCACACGGAAAGCUACGUUAUACAUUAAUCUUUUUGUAAUUUCGUCAAAUUAUAACAAGUAUCGAGAAACUAUACAUGGACACUGACAUCGACUAUAUUCAAAUUGGGAUUCCCUCCCUUAGUACAUUCGAUACUCAUGCAUCGUGUAAGUAUAAAGAUAUACGUGUUUCGUAUUUUCUAAGAUUCGCGGUCACUUUGAAAUCUACACAAAAGAAAUAUACACACUUUUCUCUUCUCAGAAUAACUUUUAUUCUUAUAAAGUGUAAUAUCCGAGAUACGUACACACAUCUCGCCGGCGCAUUCUUACGUCAAUAGUGUAUUCUUAAAUUUACAUGAGAUCAGCUGUAUUACAAGUGGCUAUUCUAGAACGCUAUUGUACAUAUCCCCGUAUACAAUAUGCCAUUCAAAUCUGGCUGUCCGACAGUUCGAUACGCUUUGCUUACUACAAUGUGCGCGCACGAUGCGCAGCUCGGUUUUCCUUUUCAACAUGCAAAUACUCGUACAUCGCGGGACAGACGUUUAUGUUCAACGGCGGUAACAUAAAGUGGGGUAAGAGUAAGAUUUUACAACGAGCCCCGGUAAGAGUGAUUUACACCUUGGAAAAACUGCACGACGUUUACGAUAGCUGCUCACGAAUUAUUUAUAGUGUCUGGCCGUGGCAGGGUGAACUUCGUGAGAUAUAUUUUUCUUCGUUUUCCUGAAGAGAUCGCCGACGCGUCGUGACGAAGUAGAUACCGUUGGCAUGCUUUCAUUGAGACAUACUCGGUUAUAUCCAUUAAGUUGGAGGUACAGCAGAAACCGUGUGACAAACAAAAGUGGGUCGCUGGCGUCUGAGAACAAAUCAUUCUUUGAAUAGAAUCGAAAAAGAUUGUUAAUGUAAUUUUUUUAUCUAAAAGUAUUGCAAAGGUUUUGUUUUCCAUUUAACUAUUGUUUUGAAUCUUCCUCUUCAGUAUUCUAGUGUUUUAUAAAUUUAUGCUGCUUUAAAAUCAUUUAUAGUUUUUUUCUUUAAGAUCAUAUGUGUUGUAUGUAGUGAAUAGAGUCUCUGUACAAACAAAGGAGAAGAAAUUAUAAGCAACAUAUUGGGAGCGCCUUACUUUCAAUUAAGUAACUCGUGAUUAAAAUUUGCCGCGUCCAUUCUUCACUUCUUUGGCAGACUCUUUGGCAAUCUGCGACAUUCACGCACGCGCUAAGAACUCACAAAUCCACUAUUAGGAUCUUUAGACCUUCUAUGCUCUAGUUGGCCGACAUAAGGCGUAUUUAAAUAAAAUUACUCGUUUCUAACGUGCAAGUAUGCGAGAAGCCGCUGAGCUCAGUGGUUCGGUGUGAAGUGGUUCGAAGUGUCAAUAUGUCAGACGAUAUAACGCCAAAAACUCUGUACGUCGGCAACUUGGAUCAUGUAGUGUGCGAAGACUUAUUGUGUGCUCUGUUCUCUCACAUUGGCACCGUUACGAGUUGCAAGAUCAUCAGAGAGCCUAGAAACGAUCCCUAUGCGUUCGUGGAGUUCGCGGACCACGCGGCAGCUUCCGCGGCGCUAACGGCUCUCAAUCAGCGUCUCUUCCUAGAGAAGUUGUUGCAACUUGAGUGGGCUCUGCUGAUGGAUGAUGAGAAACGGCGAGAUGUCAGCCGGCGGAAGAAGAGCGGAGAAAUGAGAGAGGGAUCAAGAUGA
Molecule: messenger RNA, 2285 nt
Organism: Odontomachus brunneus
Lineage: Eukaryota; Metazoa; Arthropoda; Insecta; Hymenoptera; Formicidae
Product: nucleolysin TIAR-like
Exons: 4
Coding region: 1965-2285 (106 amino acids)
Biological process (GO): mRNA splicing, via spliceosome
Cellular component (GO): nuclear speck
Molecular function (GO): RNA binding
Source: RefSeq, a predicted model, not a curated record